Molecule: messenger RNA, 1425 nt
Organism: Leptidea sinapis
Lineage: Eukaryota; Metazoa; Arthropoda; Insecta; Lepidoptera; Pieridae
Exons: 8
Coding region: 61-948 (295 amino acids)
Biological process (GO): synapse organization
Cellular component (GO): neuron projection membrane
Source: RefSeq, a predicted model, not a curated record
UGAAUUUCUUUCAUGGAAGGGACGUACCGAACGCCAGUGUGAACUCACAGGACGAAAUAAAUGAACAGGUAUACCAUUAGGAUGUCAUUGGAGGGACAGAGAUGUCUAUGUAUCGUCAUUUUCCUCGUGCACACUGCCAUUGGCGCUGGCGAAGGUUCAUCACCUCUGCCAUCUACAGUGCGAGCGGAGGAAAACGAUCUAGCCGUCUCUUUCCCACCACUAGAUGAUCUGUACGCUAGCACUUUAGAGAAGCACUUCGCGACGGAAAACAAUACGAUCGUGACGUCGCAAAUAGGGUCAACAGCCCUAUUGCCGUGCAUUAUCAGAAAUAUCGGAGAUGGAAUUGUGUCUUGGAUAAGAAGAAAAGACUAUCACCUCCUCACAGUUGGGCUGACUACAUACAGCUCAGACCAGAGAUUCCAGGCCAUACAUUUGCAACAUUCAGAAGACUGGACCCUCAAAGUUCGCUUCGUACAAAAAAGGGACGCUGGUAUUUACGAGUGCCAGGUUUCAAGUCACCCUCCCUCCAGUAUAUUUCUACAUUUAGAUGUUGUGGAGGCUCGGGCACAGAUCUCCGGUCCUACAGAGAAAUACCUCAAGCCUGGAUCCACUCUGAGACUGCAGUGCUCUGUGGUACAGACAACUGAAGCACCUGCUUUUGUAUUCUGGUAUCACAACAGCCGGAUGAUAAACUACGAUGUAGAACGCGGCAUAAAUGUGACCACUGACCCCGACCAGCGCUUGUCUGAUCUCCUCAUCCCGGCAGCGAGUGUGACCCACGCAGGGAACUACACCUGCGUACCAAAUAAUGCUGUACCAGCUAGCAUAUACGUGCAUAUAUUUAAUGGUGAAAACCCGGCGGCAAUGCAGUCAUCAUCUCCUGGCUUUAUCCAACUAAACUUACAUACCUACAUGUACACAAUUAUAACCAUGAACAUUUUGCGGUGACAAUUGGAUUCUGUGCCCUAAUCACUUGUGUUAAGAGUUGUUUUACUGUGAGCCAAACUGUCUUAAUUUGCUUAUAAGUUUUGAGACGAUGAAAAAGUUACGACAUGGUUAAAGGAGUAUUUAAUUAAAAAUUAAUAAAGGCCCAGGUUUAUUUGCGUAAUUGGAUUUAAGCUUUGAUGAAAGCUCAUUGUUAAGGGGUUUAGAAUUAAAUAAGAUAAAAAUGCUUGGUAUUCCGUAGGAGAUUUAAUUUCAUCAAUGGAUCAACUUUUGCCAAAAUUAACAUUCACAGCUUUAUCUAACUGGUUUCAAUAAAUAUUUAAUUCGAGUGAGUUUUGUUAGUCUACAUGCAGAAUGCACGGCGCUUUGUGUCCGGUGUUGGACUAUCGAAGACCAUCGGCCCGCAGGAGGUGUAUUCUGAACGUACACUAACAAAUCUUACCGGAAUUAACACUUAUGAUAUUUAUAGCAACCUAAGGC